AUGCGCACAAGAGGACAACGAGAGAAAUUGAACUGCCUUCCCAACGACCGAGGUGUGCAGCCUUUCGGCGACGCAACCACGCAGCUGGUCGGGUAG
Messenger RNA from Parastagonospora nodorum SN15, 96 nucleotides. RefSeq lists its product as hypothetical. Lineage: Eukaryota; Fungi; Ascomycota; Dothideomycetes; Pleosporales; Phaeosphaeriaceae. Bases 1 to 96 code for a protein of 31 amino acids. The record is from RefSeq and is a predicted model, not a curated record. The transcript has 2 exons.